UCGGACGUUCCAAAUACAAAAUUCAAAUUUUCGAAUUUUCAAACGCGCGUGCAGUGGUGUCAAAUCCAAGUGUUUUUUUUUCAAAAUGGACUCUGAAAUCAGUAAAAUGCAGACGAAGAUUCCGCCUAAAAACUUUUCGAUUGAAUCGAUUGUCGGGCUUUCCGAGAGGAGGUCUCCCGAAAUCGAUAUCGAAAACACGAUAUCCCAGGAUCACUCGGAGGAUGAGGAUGUUAAAGUUAGGGAUGGGAAAAUGGGGUAUUACUUUCAGCAGAAUCGGGUGCCGAAUUUUCCGUUUUUCAUGUCUUAUGACAAGAGGGUUAUGAGUGGUUACCAGGGGGAACCGGGAGGGCAAGAGGACCUGAAGAGGGCCAGUCCUGGCAGCGUGAGGAGUGAAGUGGAUAGCGAUGGAGUGGAUGACAGACCUCAUGAAUCACUGAGUCCACAGCAGGAACAGAUGAACAGCUGUUCAUCACAACCAGAUCCAAACAUAAGGAGAUACCGCACAGCCUUCACGAGGGAGCAGCUGGCGAGGCUUGAGAAGGAGUUCAUGAAGGAGAACUACGUGUCGCGCCCGCGCCGCUGCGAGUUGGCCGCGCAGCUGCAGCUGCCAGAGUCUACCAUUAAGGUAUGGUUCCAAAACAGGCGUAUGAAAGACAAACGGCAACGCAUCGCGGUGGCCUGGCCCUACGCAGCAGUCUACAGCGAUCCGGCCUUUGCGGCCUCAAUACUCCAGGCCGCAGCCUCAUCCGUAGGCCUUCCCUACGGAUACCCCUCCCCCGCCCUCCCCAUCCCCUUCCAAAACCCCCAACUCCUCCCCUCAGGGUAUCCCUACCCUUACCCCUAUCCCCGGUACCCCUACAUCCCCCCAACCCCCCCUUCCCCCGUCAACGCGGAGGCCCUAAGGCCUCCAUACCCCAAUUUCAACAUUAACGUAGAUAAAUGA
Ostrinia nubilalis (European corn borer) is the source of this 943-nucleotide messenger RNA. Its product is annotated as segmentation protein even-skipped-like. Bases 86 to 943 code for a protein of 285 amino acids. Gene Ontology annotation, molecular function: DNA-binding transcription factor activity, RNA polymerase II-specific; RNA polymerase II cis-regulatory region sequence-specific DNA binding. Gene Ontology annotation, cellular component: nucleus. Lineage: Eukaryota; Metazoa; Arthropoda; Insecta; Lepidoptera; Crambidae. The transcript has 4 exons. Gene Ontology annotation, biological process: regulation of transcription by RNA polymerase II. The record is from RefSeq and is a predicted model, not a curated record.